Aspergillus calidoustus is the source of this 1863-nucleotide messenger RNA. Lineage: Eukaryota; Fungi; Ascomycota; Eurotiomycetes; Eurotiales; Aspergillaceae. The record is from the annotation of a GenBank genome assembly.
AUGGCAGCUAGGGACCGCUUUGGUGGUGCCUAUGCUGACCUAGGCUUCACCCCUCUCCAACGGGCGAUUCGGAAUGCCUGCGAUCUAUCCCACUACGAACCGAAUCUCGCUCUGAACCUCGAAGUUGCAGACCUGGUCAAUUCCAAGAAAGGCAAUGCUCCCCGAGAAGCAGCAUUUGACAUUGUUCGCCUUAUAAACUCCCGGAAUCAGAAUGUUUCAUUACUAGCUUUGGCGCUUUUGGACAUAUGUGUUAAGAACUGCGGAUACCCCUUUCACCUCCAGAUUAGCACCAAGGAAUUUUUGAAUGAGCUGGUCCGCCGCUUCCCCGAACGGCCGCCUCUGCGGGCCACCAGGGUCCAACAUCGCAUCCUCGAGUCGAUAGAAGAGUGGAGACAGACUAUAUGUCAGACAUCCAGGUAUAAAGAUGACUUGGGGCAUAUCCGUGAUAUGCACCGGUUGUUACUCUACAAGGGCUAUGUGUUUCCUGAGAUACGGCGCGAGGAUGCGGCGGUCCUGAACCCGAGUGACAACCUCCGUUCCGCGGAGGAAAUGGAAGAGGAGGAACGAGAGGCGCAGUCGGCUAAGUUGCAGGAGUUGAUUCGGAGAGGUACACCAGCAGAUCUGCAGGAAGCGAACCGAUUGAUGAAGGUCAUGGCUGGAUUCGACACCCGGCAUAAGACUGAUUAUCGGGCUAAGGCGGCAGAAGAAGUUGCUAAAGUUCAAGAGAAGGCCAAGCUGCUGGAGGAGAUGCUACAGAGCCAGGCGCCGGGUGAUCGAAUUGCGGAGGGUGAUGAACUGGCAAAUGCCCUCCAAAGUGCGCACCCCAAGAUCCAGAAGAUGUGCGAGGAGGAAUCGGACGACCCCGAGGCCGUGCACAAGCUGUUGGAGAUUAAUGACAGUAUACACCGUACCAUUCAGCGAUACAAGCUUGUGAAGAAGGGCGACCACGAGGCAGCGUCAAAGAUCCCGAAGGGUACCUUGGGCACUACAACGGGAGUGUCAAAGAACGCGAACAACGAGCUGUCCUUGAUUGAUUUUGAUCCGGAGCCUAGCUCUAAUGGCAACGCGGAGCAGCCGCAGGGGUCUAGCUCUAUUGAAAAUGACCUACUAGGAUUGUCCAUUGAUGAGCCAGCUCCCUCCGGAGCGAGUCCGCCCAUGCCUCAGAUUCCCCAGAACCCUCCUGCAUAUCAGCAAAACUUUGAUAUUCUUGGUUCGUUAAGCGCAUCUCAACCUCCGUCUCAGUCAUCCACUCCAAUCCCUGGAUUCCCGCAAUUUCAGAACGCUACGGCGACGCCUCCACCUCCUCCAGCCGACCCAUUCGCAUCAUUAGUGUCUGCUAGUCCUCGACAGCCAAGCCCACUUCCCUCUGCGGCUUCCCCAAGUCCUCGACCGCCCGCCUCCUCUUCUCUUCUCGACCUCGCUGGAGCAGAGCCGAAAGGCAAAGCCCCGGAAGACGACGAGUGGAACUUCACGUCGUCCCUUCCGGAAAGCAGCACCCUGCCGAGCCAGAAUCGAGUGCAAGUGCUGAACUCGUCACUGAAAGUCGAGUUCGUGGUGAGAAGGCAUCCGCAACAACAACGACAAAUUCAUAUAGUGGCUCGCUUUUCAAACGGGACAAGCCAAGCAUUGAACGAUCUUCAUUUUCAAGUCGCUGUAGAAAAGGCAUAUACUCUUCACCUGCGUCCGCAAUCCGGGCGCGACAUUGCACCCCUUCAAACGAACGGCGUACAGCAGGAAAUGCUCAUUGACGGCAUCGACCUGGGCAAGGGCAACUCUGUCAAGAUCCGGUUCCGGGUGUCGUACCGGCUGGGCAACGAGUCGAAAGAAGAGCAAGGAAUGGUUCCAGCAUUGGGCAUUGCAUAA